This is a messenger RNA of Musa acuminata AAA Group (dessert banana), 2776 nucleotides long. RefSeq lists its product as uncharacterized. The coding region runs from base 1536 to 2660 and encodes 374 amino acids. The record is from RefSeq and is a predicted model, not a curated record. The transcript has a single exon. Lineage: Eukaryota; Viridiplantae; Streptophyta; Magnoliopsida; Zingiberales; Musaceae.
UAGUAGGUCGGGUAGACGUCCGAUUAAGGACAGCAGGACGGUUUGGGUAUUACUCCCCUUCUGUUGAUCCAUUGGGUUGGUAGGCUUUAGCGGGUUUGGGAAAGACUUGAUCCGUUAGUAGGUCGGGUAGACGUCCGAUUAAGGACAGCAGGACGGUUUAAGUAUUACUCCCCUUCUGUUGAUCCAUUGGGUUGGUAGGCUUUAGCGGGUUUGGGAAAGAAUUGAUCCGUUAGUAGGUCAGGUAGAGGUCCGAUCAAGGACAGCAAGAAGGUUUAGGUAUGCACGAAUCUCGAUGCAAAUCGCUAGUUCCCCAUGCGAGGUAGCGAGGCGCCCCUCCCUAGCUGACGCCAUCAUUAUCCUUCCCUCUUGAUUGGACCUUAUUCCCUCCUCCCUUCACCCUAUGACGUCUUGUUGCAGGUUGUUUCUUUGACGACCAUCAUCUUCCCAUUGGCUGGUACUCUUCUCAGUCCACUAGCCGAACUACUGUCUCAUGUAUGCAGCUCAACCAUAAUACGCCUAACUCAUUCAAAGUUCAAACACGUCAGUAUCACUCUGCUACGCCUACUUCCCCUACUCCGCUGCUGCUACGACCGCUUCAAGCGGAUCGUAACGAAACGUAGCCGACCUGUGCGACGGUGGCUCAGGUCAAAAGGCGUCAACAAUAUGUAGAACAUGUAGUUGUGUGUUCAUUAACCAACACGGUGAAGGCGCUGCAUCGAGAGCAGCACAGCACGAAAAGGUCAGCAUCAUGCGCCCCUGGCACGGCCUGGGAAAAUGGACACCACCCCACGUUCCCUGACACCAAACAUCGUCUCUACCGAAACUGCCCGGGCCACCCCUGCGGUAAUCGCACCCACAUUGUCCCAGCGCUCUCGUGAGUCGUCUCCACGAAGAAGCCCUACGUAGCUUCGGCGCAACUCGAGAGCAACUGUCGUCACCGGUGAGAUACGGGGAAGAUUGGCCGUACGUUGGCGAUCGGACGGAGGGACCAGGGACGGCCGGUGGUCCCGCUCCCGGACCGAUCACGUGAUCCCUGGACACGUGGCGAGAUGCCGCGGCUCAGCUAUUGGCUGGCACUGCCGGUCCCAUACCAGCGAGUGGUCCUUCGUCGUGGGACCGCCGAUGUUCUUCUCACCAAUCGGCCAACUUCCCCUCCCCCUCCCUCACGUUUCAUGUGAUAUAUACCUUUAAGCGAAAAAUAAGGAUUUGGUGUGGGUGAGAAUAUUCGCACGACGCGAUGCGGUCGCUUAGGAAUGCGCACGAAUCUUAUGGCAAGUGAGAGAAUCCGAGGGCGACAACAGAAUUGUUGGUUUAUUUUAGCGUUACUGCUAUCAAAGAAGUGUUGGCAGUGGCACUUUCGGAGUUUGGGUGGCGUAGGGAGGGCAUUCACGGGAAAGCUCUUCAAUCUUGCCUGUUGAGGACUUUAAAAGGCUCCCGUCCCCGCCUUCCUCCAUGAUUGCGUAUCGGAGAAGACGCCGACGCCUACCGUCUGUUCUCUCUUCCUCCUCGUGACUGUUUCCUCUCCUCUGUGCGAUAUGGAACCAGAAAACCCUAGCAAUGGCGAGCCCGAUGGCUCCCUCGAUCCCACGAGCCAGGGGCACGGCGACGAGUUCGAGAGCGCCUGCUCCACCCCCUUCGCCAGUGCCCCCUCUAGCCCCGGCCGCGGCGGUUACGGCGGCGGCGGCGGUGGCCUCUUCUUCUUUAGCGCCCCCUCCAGCCCGAUGCAUUAUGUUCUCUCCUCUCCCUACUCCGUCACCGACUCGCCCUCGGAUCCGGCCUCCACCGACUUCUCCUUCGAGUUCGAGUUCUCCGCCCGCUUCCCCGCCCAUUCCACCGCGGCCUCCGCCGACGAGCUCUUCCUUAAUGGCCAGAUCCGCCCCAUGAAGCUAUCCUCCCACCUCCAGCGCCCACAAGCUCUCGCCCCGCUCCCAGAUCUCGCCGAAGAGGAGGAUGAUGACGAGAAGGAUGGCCCGAGGUACAACCGCGAGGGGCUGGAGAUCGGCGUCCGAGGGCGGGACCUGAAGCUCCGGAGCCGGUCCGUCCAUCGGAGGGCCAGAUCGCUUUCCCCGCUUAGGAACCUGCCGUUCCGUUGGCGGAUGCAGGGCACGGAUCGGGAGGAGAGGGGCAAGGAUCUCGAGAAGCCCCCAGAUCUGACGCAGAUCGAGGCGGAGGAGGCACCGGCGCCGCCCGUGUCGGCGUCCUCCCGCUCCUCAUCUUCGUCGUCGACGUCCUCGUCUUCCUCGUCGGGACGGAGUUCGAAGCGGUGGAUCUUUCUCAAGGAUCUCCUCCACCGGAGCAAGAGCGAGGGGAGCGACCACGGAAAGGACAAGUUCUGGCACGGGAUCUCCUUCUCGGGGUCCAAGGACAGGCCGAAACCCCCUGCGAGCUCGAACCCGGAGACGAAGCCGCCAGCCGCGGCCCCGACGCAGCGCGAUGCGCCGCAGCCCAGACCGGCGAAUGGGAUCAGGAGACGGAGGCGGGCGGCGCCAUCGGCUCACGAGCGGCACUACACCACAAACCGGGCGCAGGCCGAGGAGAUGAGGCGGCGGACCUUCCUGCCCUACCGGCAGGGCCUCCUCGGGUGCCUGUGGUUCAGCUCCAAGAGCUACGGCGCCAUCAAUGGCUUCGCCCGGUCCUUCAAUCCCGUCCCCUCGAGGUAACCCGCUCCACCUCCUCCGCAUUAUUACUACCCAAGAAAACUAGCAAAUCGAGUUCUGUACAGUACAUCAAAUCUCUGUUAGUGUAUGAGGGAUCGAGGCUUUCUUGUUUCGCGUUU